Molecule: messenger RNA, 606 nt
Organism: Aspergillus chevalieri
Lineage: Eukaryota; Fungi; Ascomycota; Eurotiomycetes; Eurotiales; Aspergillaceae
Product: YbhB/YbcL family Raf kinase inhibitor-like protein
Exons: 1
Coding region: 1-606 (201 amino acids)
Source: RefSeq, a predicted model, not a curated record
AUGAUUCCCCUCCUGCACGCCCUGGCCUGGGCCCUCUUGGCCAUCCUCGUCCACGGUGACCGCGAGUACAGCAAACUCUUCAUCAAAGGCCCGGCGUUCUCGCUCUACCCCGACCCGACCUUUACCGUGGUUAGCCCCGAACUAGGUCGGUCUGGAGCGUGGAUGAGCAGCAACUACACCGCAGACGGAUCCGGCCGCUUCCCGGGCCUCGAAUGGAAAAGUCCCUCGCCCUACGUGAAAGAGUACCUGCUCGUCAGCGAGGAUCCUGAUGCUCCGCUCUCGCAUCCGAUCGUCCACGGUCUGUACUAUGGGAUUCCGCGCGUGUUUACCGGAUUGGGGGAUGAGGAUUUCCAGUACGGGACGGAGCCGUAUACGGUGUCUGGGGGUUUCAAGUAUGGUGUCUGUCGCGGGGGAGGGGUUUAUCUGCCGCCGAGUCCUAUGGCUGGCCAUGGACCGCAUCGGUAUUUCUUCGAGGUCAUUGCGUUGAAUGAGCGGAUCGAUACGGGGAAGCUAAAGAGUCCUGUGACGCUGGAUAAGAUCUCGCAUGCGAUUGAGGGUAAAGUCAUUGGAUGGGGGAUGUGGAUUGGGCUGGUGGAGCGGAAGUGA